AUCAUAUAAAUGCUUCGUUCCAGUUCAUUCCUUGGAGGAUACUCAAGAUCUAGUAUUAUAUAAAUCUAUAAAUUGAAUAGUGUCUAAAAACAGAUUAAGACCAAGAGUAUUGUCAUAUAGACAUACAAAAUUGAGAUAUUUGGCAUUGUUUUUUGCAUGCAUGAUUAUGAUAGGUGAUGCAUAUUGCUUUGAUAAUCCAAUGGCUUUAUAGAGUGAAAUAAAGGAUUAAUAUGGAGUAGAUCAAUUUCAGUUUAAUUUAUUAUAUACAGUUUAUUCAUUACCCAAUAUUGUACUUCCUUUUUUUGGAGGAGUUUUAAUAGAUAAAAUAGGUGCAAGAACAGCUAUUUUAUUAUUUUCAACAAUUAUUAUGAUAGGUUAAUUAGUUUGUGUUUGGGGUGCAUAUAAUUUAAGUUUUUGGACUUUAAUAACUGGAAGAGUGAUUUUUGGAAUGGGAUCAGAAAGUUUGAAUGUGUCAUAAAAUUCGAUUAUGGCUAUAUGGUUUAAAGAUUAAGAGAUGAGUUUAGCAAUUGGAUUAUGUAUAAGCAUUCCUAAAAUUGGUAAUGCUCUUAAUAGUCUUCUAAGUCCUUAGAUAUAUUCAAAAUAUUAAUCUUUAGCUGCUCCAAUGAUAGUUGGAGUUGGGACACUAAUAUACUCAUUUGUAAAGAUAAUCAAAUAACUAUCUAGAUUUGUGGAAUAGCCUUAAUAUAUAUGGAUUAUAAGAGUGAAUAAAGAGAAAAGUAGAAUCAAAUGUUAUUGAAUAAAAAUGAUGAAAAUCAUCGAUCAUAAUCAGAACUAUCCGCCUCAGUCAAAAAAUCAAUUAAAGAUGAAGAUUGUGAUUCUCCAGAUUUAGGAAGAAGUCCAGAAAUAUGUAUACCUUCCUUAUUUAUAUUAUUAAGUUGCUACUCCAUAACAUUAAGAGGAAGAAUAAAAUGAACAUGAAGUAAAGGAAGAAAUCAAUUUCAAAGACAUUGCUAAAUUAUCAGGAACCUUUUGGAUUUUGAUUAUAAUUUGCAUGUUGACUGAAGCUUUAUUUGUACCUUUUCUUGAUAAUGGAAAUGAAUUGUUAUAAGAGAGAUUUGGUAUGACAGCUGAGGAAGCAGGACUUUUCUUAAUUAUACCAUAUUUAGUAGCAUCAGGAUCUACUCCCUUCAUUGGAAAUAUGGCUGAUAAAGUAAUUCAUUAUGCAAAAUUAACUAGCUUGGUAGAAGAAGUUUAUUAAUUAUUGUUACAUCAUUUAUCUUUCUGAUUACACAUAUCCUAUUCAUUUUUAGAAUUUGCACUUCAGUUUGUUUUUUAAUUACCAUUCCUUUGACUAUUUUAGGAUUAUGCUUUGGAUUUUAUGCUUCCGUUGUCAUUCCUUCGGUUCCUUUUGUUGUCAAAUCAUAACUUGUUGGAACAGCUUUUGGAUUAACUGGAGUAUUUUAAAACACUGCUUUAGCCUUAUUUCCUAUGAUUACUGGAAUGAUAUUUAAUUAAUUUAAACAUGAUGAAAAUGGAGAAGAAAAUGAAGAAAGAGGUUAUGUUUAUUAAAGUUUCUUUUUUAUUGGUAUGAGUGUUUUACUUGUUAUUAUUGCUAUUUUAUUAAUGUUUGUAGAUAAAAAUGGAGAAAGAAAAUUAAGUUAAAGAGGAAAAGGAUUUGCAGGAAAACGUAAAGUUGAUUAUGUUAGUGUACAUGAAGUUACUGACAUACCAGCAGAUAAAAAAAUUAGCAUUAAUUAUGAUGCUGAUCAAAGAAUUUGA
Messenger RNA from Paramecium sonneborni, 1740 nucleotides. Lineage: Eukaryota; Ciliophora; Oligohymenophorea; Peniculida; Parameciidae. The record is from the annotation of a GenBank genome assembly.